Taeniopygia guttata (zebra finch) is the source of this 3874-nucleotide messenger RNA. It is a transcript of the gene PPEF1, whose product is annotated as protein phosphatase with EF-hand domain 1. Gene Ontology annotation, biological process: detection of stimulus involved in sensory perception. Gene Ontology annotation, molecular function: manganese ion binding; iron ion binding; phosphoprotein phosphatase activity. NCBI's taxonomy places the organism in Eukaryota, Metazoa, Chordata, Aves, Passeriformes, Estrildidae. The record is from RefSeq and is a predicted model, not a curated record.
CAUGCAUGAAGAAAUGAACUGAAGGCAUUAGCACAGUGGCUCCCAAGACAAGAUCUGAAUGCUUCAUACUUGUGCCAUUAUCUGGGUAUGACUGAAUGAUUUGGAGAACACUUAUAUAUUAUAUUGCAUGCAGGUGCAAUGCCUUAUGGUAAAUUCAGUAUUUCUUUCCUUAAGGGCUUUCAUAACCAUGCCAGUCACAUCAGAUAACCAAAUAACCUGGACAGCCUUAUGUUUUUUUCCAGUGUGCUAGAUCUGCUAAAAUGCAAAUCAUUGCCUCAACACAGCAGAAAGGCCGAAAGAGAUCAUGUGACUUCAGAUGCGAGGCAGAUAACUUCAGCCCAUCCCUUUCUCUGCCUGAGAUUCAGGAGGCAUGGUGACAAAACAGCUUUUCAACACGGAAACAGCACAGCUGGAGGGCUGCAGCCAUGAGCUUUCACAUCAGGUUGGACCGUGAAAACAACAUUUUCUCCUGACUGUUUCUGAAGAGCAGCAUUCAAGAGAUUUCUUCUCGGGAAGCUGUGUAAAUAGGUGGAGAGCAAGUGCAUUGCAGCUUCUGAGCUCCAGAGCCCCAGAGAGAAUUGAAGCACCUGUUCUGCAGAGCUGCACCCCUCAGGGGUUGCUUUCUCUUUAAAAAAAGAAUCUUCUAAAGGUACUCUAGUACAAAAAAUCUCGGUACUGCUGAAGCAGAAAGAAAAAAGAAGUACUAGGAAGACCCCAGGAGCCCAAAGGAGUAGAGCCCUCAUCACUGAAGGAACAACAGAGGAAAUGUGUAUAAUGCUGACAGCUGAGAGAAGCAUGCUUUAUAUCAGCAGCAAUUAAAACGGAUGGGCAGCAUCAUUGGAGCCAUGGGGUGCAGCAGUUCUGUAGCUGACAGGAGGUCAGAGAAUGUCAUUAGAGCUGCAAUCCUCAUCCAGAAGUGGUACCGCUUUACCAUGGCCCGGCUGGAGAUGAGGCGCCGCUAUUCCCUCAGUAUCUUUCAGUCAAUCGAAUACGCUGAUGAACAGGACCAGCUGCAGCUAUCCAACUUUUUUACAUUCAUGCUGGAUCAUUGUACUCAUCCUGAGUCAGUUUCUCAAAUUUUCACGAGCCCUAGUGCUCCUCAGGUGGUGGAUGAAGACUUAUGUUUAAAAGAAUUUGAAAAGAAGAUUGAUGUUCCAGAUUCCUAUUAUGGACCACGACUCUCAUUCCCCCUUACUGUUGAAGAUGCCAAUGCUCUCCUUCAUGCUUUCAGGAAUGAACAGCUGCUUCAUGCCCGCUAUGUACUGCAGCUGCUAAGUGAAACUAGGAGAGUUCUCAAGGAGAUGCCAAAUAUCACCCAUCUUUCAACUUCCUACUCCAAGGAAAUAACUGUCUGUGGAGAUUUGCAUGGAAACCUGGACGAUCUUUUGCUGAUAUUCUAUAAGAAUGGUCUGCCUUCAGAACAAAACCGCUAUGUCUUUAAUGGUGAUUUUGUCGACAGAGGGAAAAAUUCUAUGGAGAUACUCAUAAUCCUAUUUGCAUUUCUUCUUAUCUAUCCCAAUGAUUUACACUUGAAUAGAGGAAACCAUGAAGACUACAUUAUGAACCUGAGAUAUGGAUUCACAAAAGAAGUUUCAAAGAAGUACAAGGACCAUUGGAAACAGAUUUUGUGUCUUCUGCGAGAUGUUUUUAGCUGGCUUCCCCUUGCAACUAUAAUUGAUAGCAAAGUUCUUAUCCUACAUGGGGGGAUUUCAGACACCACAGAUCUGGAUUUCCUGAAUGCACUUGAGAGAAAUAAGCUGAAAUCUUUGAUGCGGCCACCAAAGUCAGUGAGAAACAGACAGGACCAAAUGAAGAAGAGAAUUCCCACAACCAAACCCAGUAAACACAUUGCCAACCAGCAUGUUGCAGGGAAGACACAACACAUCUCUUCAUCGGGCUUCACUGAGCCUCCAGGUUCAAAUUUGCCUCCAGACCCCGCCCUGAAGGAAUGGAAACAGAUCCUUGACAUUCUGUGGAGUGAUCCAAGAAGCCAAAAUGGCUGUACACCAAACAAGUGUCGAGGAGGAGGCUGUUACUUUGGUCCCGAUGUCACUGCCAAGCUGUUUGAGAGAUAUAAUCUGAAGAUGCUCAUCAGGUCUCAUGAAUUUAAGCCAGAGGGUUAUGAGAUCAGUCAUGAUGGGAAGGUUAUCACCAUAUUCUCUGCCUCUAACUAUUACGAAGAGGGCAGUAACCGGGGCGCUUACAUCAAGCUGAACCCCGAGCUGACCCCUCGGUUUGUGCAGUACCAGGUCAGCAAGUUCACGCGCAGGCGGAAUCUCCGGGAGAGGGUAGGUACAAUUGAAUCAUCUGCCUUAAAGUCCUUGCGAGAGAAGAUUUAUGCACACAGGUCUGAACUCAUCAGUGCUUUUGCACAGUACGACAUCAAUGGCACAGGCAGGAUUUCUGUCAACGACUGGGCUGCAGCAAUGGAGUCUGUCCUACAGCUGGAACUGCCCUGGAGGAUGCUGCGGUCUCAGUUAGCACAGAUGAACCCAGAUGGAGAAGUUGACUUCAUGUCAUGUUUUUAUGAUUUGAAAAUGGGUCAACCUAUAAAAGAGGCUCAGCCAGCUUUGGCAGAAACACUGUGCAGAUACAGAAAGGAUCUGGAGAUCAUCUUUAACAUAAUUGACAAAGAUCACUCAGGUUUGAUUUCUCUUGAGGAAUUCAGCCAGACAUGGAGACUGUUCACUUCUCACCUGGGCAUCGAUAUAGAGGAUGACUCCAUUGACAAGUUAGUCCUCAGCAUAGACUACAACAAAGAUGGCCACAUUGACUUCAACGAAUUUUUAGAGGCCUUUCACGUUGUUCACAGACUUGAGAAGAAGGCAACCUCAUGAAAAGGCAGAACUUGUGGGAUGUCUUGGAAGCUCAGGUUGCUGUCAUUAGUCAUAAAAGGGCUGCUUGAUAGGGUCACAGUGCAAGCCUUUAUUUAGCCCUUCCUGGAUGUUCUGUACCUGCUAAUACUGGGAUAGAGGAGAUGAAAACCCACAUUUACAGUAUUACUGUGCCACUGCCACACACUGCCAGGACCUUACAAUUCAUCCCCUCCUCUUGGUGGCAUCUCCCCCAUCAAUCUAAUCCUGAGCAUUGCCAAGGUCAUGCCUACAGCUGUGUAGGAAGAGAGACUUUGGUAUGUGUCUGUCAGCAGUCCUUAGUGACAGCUGAGUGCAUUGAGAACCACACAGAACAUAUCAGUUCCACGCUGGUGAUGGAACAAGCACAAGAGGCUGGCUGUGGGGUGUCCACUGCAGGAGAGGAAAACAGGGAAGAAGCAUCUGGUUAAAAUGGAUAGUCCUGCGUUUAAUCUUGCUCUUUGCAUGAUGCAGAGGAAUUAAAUUAUUCCAGGUCAAUCUCUUAUGCUUCUAAUAGUUCACAGGCACAACUUCAAGAUGGUUGAAAGAUGUUUACACUUGCACUAGAUUUCCUCUUGCCUCUGGUUACUUUUCCCCGUAUUUGUUGGGAUUUGGAGCUAUGAAACAAUCAUAACUAUUUCUGAGAUGGAGGCAGGCUCUGCACAAUGGUGCUGAGCAAUAGCACAGGAGGCAAUGGGCAGAAACUGAAGCACAGGAAAUUCCACCAGAGCAAGAGCUUCUCUCCUGUGCAGUGACUGAGCACUGGAACAGAAUGCCCAGAGAGGGUGUGGAGUCUCCCUCACUGGAGAUAUUCAAGAACCAUCUGGAUGCAGUCCUGUGCUAUGGGAAUGACCCUGUCUGAGCAGGGAGGUUGGACCAGAUGAUUCAUUGUGGUCUCUUCCAACAUGACCCAUGCUGAGAUUCGGCGAUUCCAAGAUAAAUCGUGACCUUAAUGAAGGCUAAAUCCACAGCAUGUUAAUGCAACACGUGAUAGAUCACAGAAUAAAGCUUUAGCUUUCUGA